CUAGCUACGUAUCCACGACCUUGGCAACCUUGCUUAGCUUGUACAUAACCCGGCCGGCCCCCUCUCCCAUGCAUGCCAUCAUCCUUACAAUCCGGCCAUCACAUCCACUCUUGGCCACCAGCCCCGUCUUGAGUCGGUCGACGUCCACCGGCGGCAUAUAUGGCGGCGAGCAAGGGCGCGAGGAAGAGCCUGGUGUCGAGGACCCUGGAGCGGUGCAGGUCCGCGCUGAACAGCGGCGGCCGGUCGUCGGCGGCGGUGGCGCCGGGGUGCUUCUCGGUGUACGUGGGGCCGGAGCGGGAGCGGUUCGAGGUGCGCGCCGACCGCGCCGACCACCCGCUCUUCCGGCGCCUCCUCGACGACGCCGAGCAGGAGUACGGCUACGCGGCGCAGGGGCCCCUCGCCCUGCCCUGCGCCGUCGACGCCUUCCUCGACGUGCUCUGGCACAUGGACCACGACGUUCACGAUGACGACGACGGCGAGGUCGCCGCGGCGCCGUCAUCGCCGAUAUGCGGCCUGCAGCGCGCCGGCAGCGGGAACGGCAAGGUCCGGCCGGCGGGGUACCGGGUGCUCAGCCCGGCCAAGUCCACGUCUCCGUCCUUCUUCUUCUCGCCGACGGCGGCUGGCGGCAGGAGGUGAGCUCUAGGCGCGCAUGACCGGCUUGCAUGCACAACCGAGAGGAAUCUGCGCGCGCAUACACAGAUAGAACAGGUGCUUAAUUUGCAUAUACUUAGACGUAAGUCUCAACCACACACACACAGACGCCUAGCUGAUUUAGAUUGUACUGUAUAUUGUAAAAAGUGAAAGGAAAGAAGAUCUAUUCUGUGCAUGCAUGUAAGCGCGUGUGUUGGAUGUUCUUUGUAUUACCGGUUUCAUGGAAAUGAAAAUUGGAGCUUG
Molecule: messenger RNA, 894 nt
Organism: Triticum urartu
Lineage: Eukaryota; Viridiplantae; Streptophyta; Magnoliopsida; Poales; Poaceae
Product: auxin-responsive protein SAUR40-like
Biological process (GO): response to auxin
Source: RefSeq, a predicted model, not a curated record